UUUGUGCUGCUGAAGAAGUAUUUCCUGCUUUUUAGCACAGAACGUGUGCUAGACACAUUCUGUCUAACUGGGCCCAAAAUUGGAGAGGUAUUGAGAGGAGGAAAAAAUUCUGGAAGUGUGUUAGGUUAACAUUUGAGGCAGAACUGAAAAACAGGCUGAAUGAGUUAGAUUAGUUGGGUAGGGGUAUUGUUGAAGACCUUAUUUCAUACAACAAAGAAAGGUGGUGCAAAGUGUAUUUGAAAGAAUUUUCAAAAUGUGAUAGUGUGGACAACAAUAUGUCAGAAUCUUUUAAUGCUUGGAUACUGUCAGCUAGACACGGGACAAUUGUGUCAAUGUUAGAAGAAAUUAGAAUCAAGGUGAUGAAUAGGAUAACUAAGAUAAGGGCAUUUUCUGAAACUUGGGUUGAUGGGAUAUCACCAGUGGCAUUGAAAGUGUUCAAUGCUAAUGUUGAGAGGUCAAUGAACUGUACACUUCACUAGAAUGGAGACUGUGGCUUUGAAAUCAAAGAGGGGUUAGGUACUCAUAUUGUUCAACUGGCAAGGAAAUAUUGCAGCUGCAGGUCAUGGCAACUAAAAGGUAUCCCCUGUGCACAUACCAUAGCAGCUAUGCACUAUAGGAGAAUUGAUCCAAGUGAGAAUAUUGUACAUUGGUACAGACAAGAGACCUAUUUAAGGACUUAUUCUCACUUCAUACAACCUGUUCCAAGCAUGAUUAUGUGGCCAAACAGUACAAACCCAAAGAUAGAGCCUCCAGAAGUAAAAAAAAAAUGCCUAGCAGGCCAAGAAGGUGCAGAAGAAAGAAGAUAGCAGAAGUGCGAAGGGCUGGAAAGUUGACAAAAAAAGGGAUAGCCAUGACAUACUCUGGUUGCAAGUCUAGUACAUAUAACAUAAGAAGUUGUGCUUCAAGGCCUCCAACUACAUCAGCAACAACUUCUGCCCCUUCUAGGAGGAAAUACUCAAGGCCACCAACUGCAUCAGCAACUUCUAAGAGAAAAUACUCAAGGCCACCAACUGCUGAUGCAACUUCCAAGAGGAAAUACUAAAAGCCACCACAAGCCGAUGCACCAACAGCAGCAGGAUCAACAAGAUCACCAAAUGCACGAGCAACUGCUUCUCCAACUACACCAGCAACUGCUCCACCAACUGCUCCACCAAUUGCUCCACCAACUGCACCAGCAACUUCCAAGAGGAAAUACACAAAGCCACCAGUCCCUCCAAGGCCUAAAUCAACUACAAAGGUUAAUGCUUCCCAGCAGUCAUCAACUGGAAGUACAAGAAAAAGUAGUGUUCAUGGCACUCAAGAUGCAUCUACAAGCAUGGCAGGGGGCAGGACUAAGUAUAAGAAGCCAGGAGUUGUUGGACAGGGUGUAUUUAUGUCUGAGUCUGGAUACAAAUGUGUUAAUCAAGGAAUGCCUAGCAGCAUGUUGGUGUCCACGCCUAAGGCAAUGAAUUCAGCCUUGGUCACAGGUGAUAUUAGAUACAAACCCAUCAAAGGAUUGGAGUGGAAAGGAACAAAAGCAGUUACACAAACACAGCUCCAAGUGCAAAGUGCUAAUCAUAGAAUCCAAACAAGAUCAAAGGCUCUCAGAGUUCAAACAAGAUCAAGAAAAAAAAAAUCUCCAAUGAAGAAGUAGUAUGAUAUUUCUAUGUUUAAGCUAGCUAUCUUUGGUGAAACUUGGAUAUGUAAGCAAACAAUGUAGCUUGGUAGUUUUUGUUGACAGUUAG
This is a messenger RNA of Lycium barbarum (goji berry), 1724 nucleotides long. RefSeq lists its product as uncharacterized. NCBI's taxonomy places the organism in Eukaryota, Viridiplantae, Streptophyta, Magnoliopsida, Solanales, Solanaceae. The record is from RefSeq and is a predicted model, not a curated record. The transcript is spliced from 3 exons. The coding region runs from base 1017 to 1448 and encodes 143 amino acids.